AACAAAACUUGUGUUGACGAAGCGGGAGCCUUGAGUUGAAUGGAAGGAGCCAGUGUCCACGGAGCCCAGCGCAGAGCCGCCGGAGAGCCGUAGCAAGCGGGCCCACGCCGCAGAGGCAAUGGUCCCAAGCAGGACAUUCCUGCUGGUGUUCUGGGCAUGGGCCUGGGGGCCCCAUGGUGCUCAUGGUCAGACCGACGAAGACAAUGAAUUUCUGGAGGAUCCCAUCCUUUUCCUGAGGCCGGAGCCAGGGCAGGGGAGCCUUGACUGCCCCCGAGAAUGUGUGUGCACACAAGAAGGUGUGGUAGACUGUGGAGGCAUUGACCUCCGGGAAUUCCCUGGGGACCUCCCUGAGUACACCAAUCACCUCUCCUUGCAGAAUAACCAGUUGGAGAAAAUCUACCCUGAUGAGCUUUCACGACUCCACAGGCUGGAGACCCUCAACCUUCAGAAUAACCGGCUGACGUCCCGAGGGCUCCCAGAGGAAGCUUUUAAGCAGCUGACAAACCUGAAUUACCUGUACCUGGCUAACAAUAAGCUGACUCUGGCUCCGAGGUUCCUGCCCAGUGCUCUGGUCAGUGCUGACUUUGCUGCCAACUUCCUCACCAAGAUCUACGGGCUCACCUUCGGUCAGAAGCCAAACUUGAGGUCUGUCUAUCUUCACAAUAACAAGCUGGCUGAUGCCGGACUCCCAGACAACAUGUUCAAUGGCUCCCACAACGUGGAGAUCCUCAUCAUGUCCAGCAAUUUCCUCAAGUAUGUGCCCAAGAACCUGCCCCGGGCCUUGUACAAGCUGCACCUGAAGAAUAACAAGUUGGAGAAGAUCCCCCCGGGAGCCUUCAGCGAGCUCACCAGCCUUCGGGAGCUCUACCUCCAGAAUAACUACCUGACAAACGAAGGCAUGGACAAUGAGACCUUCUGGAAACUUUCCAGCCUGGAGUACCUCGACCUGUCCAGCAACAACCUGUCUGAGAUCCCCGCAGGCCUGCCUCGUAAUAUCGUGCUUCUGCACCUGGAGAAGAAUGCCAUCCGGACGGUGGGCCCCGAUGUGCUGACCCAGAUCCGGAAUCUGGAGUACCUGCUGCUUCAUAGUAACAAGCUGAAGGCCAAGGGCAUCCACCCCCUGGCCUUCCAGGGCCUGAAGAAGCUUCACACCAUGCACCUGUACAACAACGUCCUGGAGCGUGUGCCCAGCGGGCUCCCCCGCCGGGUCAAGACCCUCAUGAUUCUACACAACCAGAUCUCCGGGAUCGCCCGCAAUGACUUUGCGACCACCUACUUCCUGGAGGAGCUCAAUCUGAGCUACAACAAAAUCACGAGCCCCCAGAUCCACCGGGACGCCUUCCGCAAGCUGCGGCUGCUCAAGUCGCUGGACCUGUCGGGAAACCUCCUGCAGACGCUGCCCCUGGGCCUUCCCAAGAACGUGCACGUGCUCAAGCUGAAGAGCAAUUACCUGGGAGCCAUCGCCCGUGGGGCCCUGGCCGGCAUGGCCCAGCUGCGGGAGCUGUACCUCACCAACAACGUGCUCAAGAGCCGGGCAGUGACCCCCCGCACCUGGGCUGACCUCGGCAGCCUCCAGCUGCUCAACAUGGCCGGGAACGAGCUCACAGAGAUCCCAGAGGGGCUGCCCGAGUCCCUGGAGUACCUCUACCUACAGAACAACAAGAUUAGCACCGUGUCUGAAAAUGCCUUUGAGUCGACCCCCAAUCUCAAGGGGAUCUUUCUCAGAUUUAACAAGCUGGCUGUGGGUGCCGUCAGGGAAAGUACCUUCAAAAGGCUGAUGCACCUGCAGGUGCUGGACAUUGAAGGCAACUUUGAGCUCAGUGAGGGCUCCAAGAACCGUGGGCGCCAAGAAGAGGAGGAAGAGGAAGAGGAGGAGGAAGGCGAGGAGGAGGAAGAGGAGGAGGAAAUGAGAUAACUACGUGAGCCAGACUAGCCCAGGACAGCGGAUGGAAAGUGAUGCCUCUCUCUGUGUCUUCAUAUUUAAACCCCUGUGCUUCCUCCCACUCAGACAUGCCGGCAUAGCCCUACACAAACUACCCACCCACAUAGUCAGCCUCUCUGUCUGUCUCUGGCUGUGUGUCUGUCUUUGUCUUUCUCGGUUUGUGUCUCUGUUUCUCUGUCUCUCUCCGUUGCUAUGUUUCUCUGUCUCUGUCUCUCUGUCUCUGUCUCUCUCUGUCUCUCUCUGUCUCUCUCUCUCUCUCACACACACACACACACACACACACACUAUCAUAGCCACACUUAAACAGUCAUCCCUCCAUUCUACCCCAGCCCCCCAGCCACACCUGCAAUCUCAUGGACAGUCACAGGUCCACACACACAAUCGCCCACAAGCGCACACACACAUUCAGCACUAGCUCCACAUAUGUAGAGAACAAUUCGGCCCCUUAAUCCUGGGUGGGGAGAGCCUUCCUUUUCAUUUCCAGACCCCACUGGCGAAGGUCCAGGGUCUCUAAAGUUCUAUUGUCUUGUGCUCCACAAAAGCUGGCUUUUGUUCCUUCCCCUCCCUGUGAGCAGGAACCUGAUGGGAAGGUUCCUCACUGUCUUCUCCCCUCUCCCCACCACCUCCAGCCACCUUCAGAGAUCCCAGGCCAGCCAAGUGCAGGCUGGGUAACAAGGUUUUCAUCCUUUAUCUCACCUGCUUUCUCUCCAAAGUGACGCAUGUGUCCCAACGAGGCUUCAGAGGAGUUAGAGCGGGCAGGCAGGGCCCAUGACUUGUCUGAGCUGGUACAACUGGGAUCCUUUGAGCUCUAAUCCAGUGGUCUUUACAUGGUCCAGGGCCAUUUUCAGUGGCCGCAUAUUUCUCCAGGCCCUCAAGAAGACCUUGUCAGGGCUCUCUUGGGUCUUUGACCAGUGGCUGGAGGUGUUUUGUGUUCCAGUGGGGGUCAGGCUUGAAGUUACAGCUCCUUCGUUGUGGGGUGGGGGGCUUGAGGUGGUGGCUGAUCUGGGUACCUGGGGGAAAAAGAGGCAGGCAGAGAUUCCCUUCCCCAACAUGAUCAGUCCCCACCCUUUGGAAAGUAUCAUUUAUUUCCGUCAGGUUUGGUGGUGGAUUUCUUCAUGUCUUGUUUUAUUUUGUUUUUAAAGAAAGAAAAAAAUUCAUUUUUGUGCCUUGUUAAAGAAAAAAAAAUAAUAUAAAAAGCAUAUUCCUUCCCUUCUG
This is a messenger RNA of Trichosurus vulpecula (common brushtail), 3157 nucleotides long. It is a transcript of the gene PODN, whose product is annotated as podocan. Gene Ontology annotation, molecular function: protein binding. The record is from RefSeq and is a predicted model, not a curated record. The transcript is spliced from 11 exons. The coding region runs from base 119 to 1915 and encodes 598 amino acids. Lineage: Eukaryota; Metazoa; Chordata; Mammalia; Diprotodontia; Phalangeridae.